CGGCUGAGGGCGGGCGGGCGGGCGCGGGGGAGGGAGGGGGGCCGGUCCGCGACGACUCCCCGGACGGCGUUUCUCCUCCGAGCGGCGCCGGUUUCGGCUUUGGGGGGGGCGGGGGUACAGCCCAUCCAUGACCAUGGGCGACAAGAAGAGCCCGACCAGGCCAAAAAGACAAGCGAAACCUGCGGCAGACGAAGGCUUUUGGGAUUGUAGCGUCUGCACCUUCAGAAACAGCGCUGAAGCCUUUAAAUGCAGCAUCUGCGAUGUGAGGAAAGGCACCUCCACCAGAAAACCUCGGAUCAAUUCUCAGCUGGUGGCACAACAAGUGGCACAACAGUACGCCACCCCACCACCCCCUAAAAAGGAGAAGAAGGAGAAAGUGGAAAAGCAAGACAAAGAGAAACCUGAGAAAGAUAAGGAAAUCAGUCCUAGUGUCACCAAGAAAAAUACCAACAAGAAAACAAAACCAAAGUCUGAUAUUCUGAAAGAUCCUCCUAGCGAAGCAAACAGUAUACAGUCUGCAAAUGCUACAACAAAGACCAGUGAAACGAAUCACACCUCAAGGCCCCGGCUGAAAAACGUGGACAGGAGCACCGCACAGCAGUUGGCAGUGACUGUGGGCAACGUCACCGUCAUUAUCACAGACUUUAAGGAAAAGACUCGCUCCUCCUCGACGUCCUCAUCCACAGUGACCUCCAGUGCAGGGUCAGAACAGCAGAACCAGAGCAGCUCGGGGUCGGAGAGCACAGACAAGGGCUCCUCCCGUUCCUCCACGCCAAAGGGCGACAUGUCAGCAGUAAAUGAUGAAUCUUUCUGAAAUUGCACAUGGAAUUGUGAAAACUAUGAAUCAGGGUAUGAAAUUCAAAUCCUCCACCUGCCCAUGCUGCUUGCACCCCCUGGAGAAUCUUCUGUGGACAUCGGCCUCUUAGUGAAGCUGCCGGGAUAAUUUCUGCUUGCCAUGGGCAUCUGGCCACCAAGGAAUUUCGCACCCUGACGAUUACUCUUGACACUUUUAUGUAUUCCAUUGUUUUAUAUGAUUUUCCUAACAAUCAUUUAUAAUUGGAUGUGCUCCUGAAUCUACUUUUUAUAAAAAAAAAAAAAAAAUCUGCUGUGCACAAUUUUCCAUGUACAUUACAACUGGUUUUUUGUUUUUGUUUUGUUGGGGGGUUGGUUGGGAGGGGGAGGGAACUUUUAUUUAUUGUGUUCACAGACUCCAUCCUUUCAGCAUAUCCUUUUAAGUUUAGUUCUUUCUUCCAGUUAUACUAUGUACUAUCAGUUUUGAUAUAACUAUAUAUAUAUAAAUAUAAAAUUAUAUAUAAAGGGUUAUUUGAAACCAAUCCAUGGCAACGCUGGUGCUUGAUACACUGUGAAGUGAAUACAACAUUGAACAGUUACAGAUCUGGGACAGUCCCUUCUAUGAAAGUGCUGAAAUUAAAUUAAAAUCAGUCUUACAUGAAGUAUGUUCCAACCUACGUGGGAACUUGACUCUCUCAUCUGUCUAAAGAGUACUGGACGAUAGAAAAAUAUAUAUUUUUUAAACAAUGUGAUCUCAAAUUUAAAGACUGCUCCAGAUAGCCUGCAUUUGCAAUGGAAUAACUGACAAAUCACAAAUGGUUUAGUUGGGAGGGCUUUGAUCAUUCGAAAGUAACUAAACUAGCUCCAGAAUGCCAAGUAUUCGUGUAAGUUCCGGUUACAUGUUAACAUUGCUGUUCUUACCAUAAGCACUCAUGAAAAUAUGGUAUUCUGUAACUCGAAUUCCAUCCAUUUUCCAGACCUCUACUCAUGACUGAGGUAAAUAUAAAUCAUCUCUUAGUUUUAGGAUUAAAA
Molecule: messenger RNA, 1824 nt
Organism: Lontra canadensis (Northern American river otter)
Lineage: Eukaryota; Metazoa; Chordata; Mammalia; Carnivora; Mustelidae
Gene: RYBP
Product: RING1 and YY1 binding protein
Exons: 5
Coding region: 128-814 (228 amino acids)
Biological process (GO): positive regulation of DNA-templated transcription
Cellular component (GO): nucleus
Molecular function (GO): DNA binding; transcription coregulator activity
Source: RefSeq, a predicted model, not a curated record